AGGGCACCAACAUUACGUACGGCAUUGAAAUGGAAAUGCUCGAAGGAGGGCUUCUCAAGAGGAGUGUUUUUGACGUGAAUAUUGAAUCUGCUGAAGGAAUGUCGAACCUUCUUACAGUAGGCAUGUUUGCAGAAGGGCUCGCUUCAUUUGCAGGUAGCUCUUCGGAUGACGAUAGCGAUCAAAGUCCGUCCGCUGGUAUGGAACUAACUUUGCUUGGAUCUUCGCUUCGACCGUACAUCUUCUUCAGUAGUACUUCAGAGCUAAUGAGCCAUGCUUGGUCUGGUACAGCAAGUGAACCAACGCCAGCGUUGCAGGGGAUAUUUCUUUUAAGUGACGAUGAAAAUGUGAUAGUUUUGAGCAAUGGUAUGAUUGUUCGGUUGGAGACACGAGCUGUUCUUUCCACAGAUUUGUCUGCGUCCGUACAGAUAUCGCUUUGGAGUAGAAACUCACAGUCUCAAGUUAAAAAUGCGGGUGCCUUAUUCGUCAGAAGUGUAGCGAAAAUAGAUUCUGGAGUGGCAAGCACAAGAGCAGGCUUCCAAUUUACUGGGGAUUCAGCCAUUGACUUCAAUACUGAUUUGGAUUUCUCCGAUUCUCCCUUCAAAAUGUGCCUCCAAAUGAAUCAUCCAGACAUUACCAUCAGGCAUGAUUUUCAGAGAAGUACGCAGAUUACGGGCUCAAAGUUUCUGGUAAAAAGAACCAAGAAAAGAAAGAGGUUUAUUCCAGGAAAAUCUUUCGUUCUGUACCCAAGGAACAAUGAACAGUGCAAAGAGAUGAACUCUGAAUAAAAGUGUGGUUUUUGUUUUGAACAUCAUCCUGUUUUGUAAAUAAAUCACCUGCA
Molecule: messenger RNA, 838 nt
Organism: Uloborus diversus
Lineage: Eukaryota; Metazoa; Arthropoda; Arachnida; Araneae; Uloboridae
Product: microsomal triglyceride transfer protein large subunit-like
Exons: 5
Coding region: 30-785 (251 amino acids)
Biological process (GO): lipoprotein metabolic process
Cellular component (GO): endoplasmic reticulum; Golgi apparatus; basolateral plasma membrane
Molecular function (GO): lipid binding
Source: RefSeq, a predicted model, not a curated record